Hemiscyllium ocellatum (epaulette shark) is the source of this 1020-nucleotide messenger RNA. Its product is annotated as caspase-7-like. Gene Ontology annotation, molecular function: cysteine-type endopeptidase activity. The record is from RefSeq and is a predicted model, not a curated record. NCBI's taxonomy places the organism in Eukaryota, Metazoa, Chordata, Chondrichthyes, Orectolobiformes, Hemiscylliidae. The coding region runs from base 148 to 933 and encodes 261 amino acids. The transcript has 4 exons. Gene Ontology annotation, biological process: proteolysis.
AACCAACAUCUGACUAAACUUUAUCCUGUUGUCAGCAGUAUCCUUUUAAAUUGCAAUGUACUGGGCGGAGCCACAAAUUACCUGUUUCCUGUGUUUCCAAAUUGCACCACAUUGAAUUAAUUGAUUACUGUAAACGGUCUCCUGUUAAUGGCUGAAAUGACAGAUUCUCAGACUGGUUCAGGGCAUUGCCUCAAACCCAGAGUGUUGAUUAUCACAAUACAGAAAUUCAAUUCACACUCAAACUUCACAGAAAGGGUUGGAGCUUCAAGGGACACUAAGGAACUUCACAAAGUGCUGUCCAAACUGGGCUUCCAGGUGACGUUUAAGAUCGAUUGCACAGCAGAAGAGAUCCUGCAGGAGUACAAACAAGAAAGCUUUCGCAUUCAUGGAUCCUGCUUUAUCUCAGUAAUCUCCAGCCACGGUGCAGAAGGAAUAAUUUAUGGAUCAGAUGGUUGUCCUGUAAGGCUCCCAGAGAUUUAUUCCAUGUUUACACCACAGAACUGUCCCACGUUGGCUGGGAAACCGAAGAUCAUCUUCAUCCAGGCCUGUAGAGGGUUGCAGCUUGAUGACGGUGUCUAUCUGGAAACUGAUGGAGUAAUGGAAACAGACAGUGGCUGCUCCACACAGAGUGCCUACUCACAUUAUGAAGCAGUGCCUGAAGACACCACGGUCCAUUUCUCCACCAGUUCGGACCAUGCUGCUUUCCUCCGACCUGGAUAUGGCUCCAUCUUCCUGCAGAGUCUAUGUAAGGUGCUGAUGGGGGAACAGAGACACUGGGAGCUCCUGCGGAUCAUGACUCGGAUUAAUGGGCUGGUUGCCUGGAGCUUUGAGUCCAGAGGACUGAAUAUCGGGGGCAAAAAGCAGAUGCCUUGCUUCAUUAGUCGGAUGCGACAUGAGGUUUUUCCAUUUUCUGACAGACUAACUCCAGCCUAAUAACCACGGUCUCCAAUGAAUGACCACUAAUUGUACUAAUGUUUCAUCCAAAAACUACUUUCAUUUAUACAUAGCAUUGUUAAUCAA